This is a messenger RNA of Stegodyphus dumicola, 1457 nucleotides long. Its product is annotated as alpha-2-macroglobulin receptor-associated protein. Lineage: Eukaryota; Metazoa; Arthropoda; Arachnida; Araneae; Eresidae. The record is from RefSeq and is a predicted model, not a curated record. Gene Ontology annotation, cellular component: endomembrane system; endoplasmic reticulum. Gene Ontology annotation, molecular function: receptor antagonist activity; low-density lipoprotein particle receptor binding; heparin binding. Gene Ontology annotation, biological process: regulation of receptor-mediated endocytosis.
GAUAUAAAAAAAAAGCAUCGACUGCUAUUUACACAGUGUAGGGGGUAUAUUCGUUAUUAAAUUUUUCAUAAUAUAUGAAUGAAAGAUGGCUAUAAUUUAUUUAGUUUUCUUUUCAUUAUUAUUUACAUCUUCUUUGUGUAAUAAGUACUCGGAGAAAAUGAAUUCUCCUGAAUACCAGAAUUUACUUUCACUAGAUAAACCAUUCAGAAUGCAAAAAUUAAAUUUAGUUUGGGAAAAAGCCGCUAAAAAAAUGUCUCCUGAAAAACUGAAGCUGCUGUACACUGAUCUGAAGUUUCAAGAUAAAGAAGAAUUGGCAUGGAAGAAACAGAAGGCUGAAGGUCAUGACAAAAACGGUCUUAAAGAAGCUGUAAUACAAGGAAGUUUUAAAGCAAUCCUUGAAAAAUAUCAUUUAGUGGAUGAUUUCAGAGACCUAAAAGAUUCAGUUAAGGCUAAUGCACCGGACAUAUCUGAUGAUGCAUAUAUGAAAACAGUCUUCAAAGACAAGAAAUUAAAUAAGUUAUGGUUGAAAGCAGAACAACAAGGAUUUUCAGAAGAGCAACUUAAUAUGUUGAAAGAAGAGUUUCAGCAUCACCAGAAUAAAAUUGACCAAUAUUAUCAAGUCUUGAAUCAGCUUCAUAAAGAGCCAACAAAUAAUGAGGUUGGCAAUACUAUUGAUCAUAUUCUUCAUGCAGAAGAAGGAGAAAAAGUAUGGAAAGCUGAUAAUCCUCAUCAGAUUUUGAAAGAAAAACAUGCUCAGUUAAAAGCAGGAUAUGAUUAUUUAACAAGUAAAAUUAUACCUAAUUUUAAAAACUUGGAAUUUGAGGAGCCACAAGUAAAUAGUCUUUGGGAAAUGGCAAAGAAUGCAAGUUUUACUCCAGAAGAAUUAGAAAGUUUAAGAGGAGAACUCCACCAUUUUGAGCAUAGAAUAAGGAAAUUAAAAACUCUGGCCUCUUUAGAAAUGGAGAGAGAUCACAGUAAUCAUGUUGAUGAAGUUGUGGCCAAAAGAGAGAAAAGACUGAAAGAAUAUAAUUACAAAGUAGAGAAAAUUCAGAAGGAACUAACUAAUCGUAUUCUCCAAAGGCAUUCAGAAUUAUAGACGUAUCUGAAAAUAUUUUGUAUUUCUGAAUAAAUUUGUUAUUCAUGCAGUUGUUAUAUUUUAAAUGUUGAUUAUAAAUUAUAUUUUUUCUUUUGAUGACCUUUCAGGUUUUAGGUCACCAAAUCACUGAACCAUUUUUAUGUUGUAGUUUUGUAAUAUUUUCUUGUGUUUGUUUUGAAUCUCAAUGCAGCUGUUUUAUAAAUGUGUUCAUAAUUAGUUAUGCUGUGCUUGAAUACUUUUUAUAUGGAAUCUGUUGACUAUUUUUUUUUAUCAUGCUCAUAUAAAUAUUCACUUUUGUAUGACUAUUGUGUAAAAAACAUAACUGCUACAAUUGUAAUAAUAAAUGAUUUUUAAAAUGAAA